Closterium sp. NIES-65 is the source of this 1266-nucleotide messenger RNA. The record is from the annotation of a GenBank genome assembly. NCBI's taxonomy places the organism in Eukaryota, Viridiplantae, Streptophyta, Zygnematophyceae, Desmidiales, Closteriaceae.
AUGGAGGCCCUAGAGCUGCUAGUCCUGGAGGUGUUGGAGGUACUGCUUGUACUAGAGGCACUGGAGGUGCUAGAGUUACUAGUCCUGGAGGUCCCACUGGUGCCUUGCCCCAGCGGUCUAGCUAACGGGAGCCUCUCUCACCACACUGCUAGUGCUGGAGGUGUAGGUGGUGCUUGCACUGCUGGUCCUAGGGGUGCUCGCGCUGGUGGUGCUGGAGCUGCCGUACCAGGUGGUGCUGCUAGUGGAGUUUCUGGAGCUGGUGGUGGUGCUACUGCUCGAGUUGCUGGAGCUGCUAGUCCUGGAGGUGCUCGUACUGAAGGUACUGGAGCUGGUGGUGGUGGUGCUGCUGCUGGAGGUGCUGGAGCUGCUGGUCCCGGGGGUGCUCGUACUGGAGGUACUGGAGCUGCCGGAGCUGGUGGUACUGUCAAUACUGGUGGUGUUGGUGGAGCUGGCACUGCUGGUCUUGGAGGUGCUCAUCUUGGAGGUUCUAGAGGUGCUCUCUCGCCGCAGCAGCUACGCGAGUGGUACACUCAGCACUGCCACCUUUGGUGUGGCGCUGCUGGGGCUGGAGGCACUGCAACUGGAGACGCAGGAGCUGGAGGUACUGGAGCGGCCGAAGCUGGUGGUGCUGCGAACACUAGAGCUGUAGGCGCUGGAGCUGGUCACCCGGGAGCUGGAGGUGCUGGAGUUGGAGGCGCUGGAGCUGGAUUUUUUGGAGCUGCUGGAGGCUUUGGAGCUACUGGUACUAGUACAGGAGGUGUUGGUGCUGGAGGAGCUGGUGCAGGUGGUACUGCACAGCCAGCGUGUCCCUAUGUCGUCUCCUCCUGCGUCCUCUCUUACUGCGGACCCAACCCAGAGUCUAAUCUGGUUUGUGCCACCAGUCCUACUGUUACGCGUCUCUUUGCCACUAUUGUCAUUGGCCCUUCGUUGGAGUCUGUUGUUGCGUCUGCCUUAGUCGUUGAGGUUGUUGACUUUGCUGUUGCUUGUCGUCUCGACUACGCCGCUAGUCUUGUUACUGAGUCUGAGUCUGUCUGUCCUCCGUCCAUCGGGGGUGAGUGUGCUCUUGGCACGGACAUCCUUCAGGACAGGAAGGAGCACUUUGACUGUCUUGCAGCCACUGUACCUCAUCUCGUGGCCAUGCUGCUUGCCCCUGAUGGAGACCCGGAUGCACCAGACAUCCCGACCCCGCGCUCUUACGCUGAGGCGAUCGCGGGUGAGUACUCCUCUCAGUGGCAGACAGCCAUGGAUGCAGAGAUAGCAUCCUAG